CCAUUCUUACAAAAGCGUCGCGGAUCUUCUGCGAGUCAAAGCCGAGUGCGCGCAUCCUCCGGGAGAACUUCUCGCGCUCAGAGAGGAAGCAGGUGUCGCGCGCGCGUGCGGAGUAUCAUUCAGAGAGGUAACUUUCAAAACGGUCCCGUUUUCUCUGACACAGCUUUGGCUUUGCCUUAACCCUGUGGAUUUUGACUUUUAAACUCUUUCCGUGACUAUCGUGUUAUAAAGCAGAUGUAAACAUUCAAAACAAACAGAUGAAGUAAAUCAAAGCAAUAGCACGUUGAAUGCCUUUCUAUUUUAAUUGAAAUGGACGAUAUGCUGGCUCGCUUCUGAGUGUUAUUGCACAGUUUUUAAAAAGCCAUGCCUCGGCCAGGCAAGAACUCCUACAGUGACCAGAAGCCCCCGUACUCGUACAUCUCUCUGACUGCCAUGGCCAUCCAGAGCUCCUCGGAGAAGAUGCUCCCCCUCAGCGACAUCUACAAAUUCAUCAUGGACCGCUUCCCGUAUUACCGCGAGAACACUCAGCGCUGGCAGAACUCGCUCCGGCACAACCUUUCCUUCAACGACUGCUUCAUCAAGAUCCCCCGGCGCCCCGACCAACCGGGCAAGGGCAGUUUCUGGGCCUUGCAUCCAGACUGUGGAGACAUGUUCGAGAACGGCAGCUUCCUCCGCCGCCGCAAGCGUUUCAAGCUCCUGCGGGUGGAGCAUUCGGCUUGCAAGAGUGGCCCCGUGCUGCACUCCUACCACUCUCACCAUUCCCAGCACCCCUUGCACCAAUCCCACCACCAUUCAAGCAAGCUGGGCGUGGGACAUCCGGAGUACCUGGGCACCAUGGGCCGCCUCUCUCACUUCCAGAGCUACACGCUUGGCGGCGGGCAGAGCGGCGGCUUCAAGCACCCGUUCGCCAUCGAGAGCCUCAUUGGCAGAGACUAUAAAGGAGUGAUGGCCAGUGGGUUGCCCAUCGCGUCGGUCAUGCAUCACCUCGGCUAUCCCGUGCCCGUGGGCGGCAUGGUCAACUCCGUGUGGCCGCACGUCGGCAUGCUGUCCGAGCCGGUGUCGUCAGACUACCCACCGUUCAGUGUGGCGGUGAAGGGGCUGUACCAUCACCACCCGGGAAGCCAGAGCAUGCCCGCCGUGCCGGUGCCCAUCAAACCCACGCCAACCCUGGGCACGGUCCCGUCCUUGACUGGCAUGACGCAGGGAGUAACGCAGCUGUGCCCGAGAAGCGCAUCACUGAUGGAGAGAGACCCAACAACUCUCGUUGAGGAAAAAAGCGGGUCUCUCCAUCCUGCUCUCCUGCAGUCCUGAGCCAAAAAAAAGGACCGGUGGGUACGUAGAGCAUGCUUUUGGGGACGGCUGUGGACUGAUUUGAGAUGCCAAGCCAUUUUCCAGAAGAUCUGCACUGUCCUUUUAAAAAGUGUUAAAUAAGCUUUUAUGGCUGUGUAUUUCAGGCUAUAGUUUAUGCAGAAUGCAGGUUGUCAUAUGCGGCUCUGCGCUUUUCUGCUUUGUUGUACAUGUUUGAACUUCUUUUAAAAACUGUGUGCUGUACAAAGGACUGUAUAAACCGCUAUAAGGAAAAACAUGUGUCUGAUGUACAUUUUUUUAAAACAUGUACAAAUUGAAGCCUUAUAAACAUUUAAGAUACACAGACUGUAAAAUGAAUUUAAAAAUGUUGUGUUUGCACACGACUACGGCUUGCAUGCUUGUGUGACACUGGUAAAACAGUGAAGAGGAUUUCUGUCUGAGAGAAAGAGAGAGUCGUGAAAAAACCCAAAGUGAAUUUUGCUAAAUUAUUGUAUUUGUGUAAAAUAGAAAAUACAUUUACGUUAUAAUGUUCUUAUGUAUUAUCAUAAAUGUUAUACAUGUAAAUAUGUGUAGAAUAUAAUCAAUUUCAGCAUUUGAAUUGCACUCGUGGUAUUUACUAACACAACAUCUUAAUAUUUUAUGAAAAUAUAACAAUCAAAUAGACAGUUAUAGUCAACAAAAGCAAGUGUGCUGUUUUCAGGUGGCAUAUGAGAUAAAAAAAAUAAAACCAGUAGAAUUGUUUAAGAUUUGUAAAUGAAGUAUUUUUAGAGUAAAAUCAUACUUCAAUCCAGUUUCUGUGCAGUGGAAUGUCUUUUUUUCUGUGACUUUUUCUCAUUUAGUUCU
Molecule: messenger RNA, 2151 nt
Organism: Pimephales promelas (fathead minnow)
Lineage: Eukaryota; Metazoa; Chordata; Actinopteri; Cypriniformes; Leuciscidae
Source: RefSeq, a predicted model, not a curated record